AAUAAUUCCUAUAUUGAAAUCUGAUGAAAGUUACUAUGUCUCAAUUGAUGAUGAUUUUGUAAAGGAAAGAAUUAACAAAAUGUCUCUCGUUGGUAUAAAAGAAGGUGUAUGGUAUUUUAAAACAAUAAAAAAACUCCUUGUAAUACCAAAAAAUGUCAUUGAAGGAUAUCUUCGAUUGAUUCCAGAAGGGACUAAUUAUUUUGACAAUCUUAACAAAAUCGAUCGCAAAGAUUUUUACUUGAAUUUAUUACAAGAAUUGAAUGAU
Molecule: messenger RNA, 265 nt
Organism: Funneliformis mosseae
Lineage: Eukaryota; Fungi; Glomeromycota; Glomeromycetes; Glomerales; Glomeraceae
Source: the annotation of a GenBank genome assembly